AUGCAGCUUCAUAGGAGCGAAGUCGACGUCAUUCGGCGCAAAUUAAAGAAAUCCGGAGAUGAAGAAACUUCUAAGAAACUCCAGACGAAGAUCGAGGUCCUCCGUGCCUCGACGUCCUCGGACUCAGACUCCGAGGUCGACGUGGCGGCGCUGCUCAGCGACUUGCAGGAGUCCAUGGAGCGGGAGCGUGACCUCCAGCACCAGCUGCAACUGGUGGAGGAGGAGGCUAACGCCAUACGGAAGAACCUGGCCCUGGUGGAACAGGAGAAGGAAGCGCUGGACUUCGAAUUGGAGAGGUUCAAGAUGAGAUUCGGAACCUUAGACGAAUCAAAGAAAUCGGAGAACGGUCGCGGGGCAUCCACGGAGAAAGAGGCGGAGCUACGACUACAGCUGAUGCUGGUGGAGCAAGAGGCAACGGUCAUGCGCAGGAAGAUGCGCGAGCUGGACAUGAAGAACGAGGAGCUGGAGUGCGCCCUCGACCGGCAGAGAAGGUCCAUGCAGUCAGCCAGCGAUGAGACAUCAGGCAAAGCUGCAGAAGCCUCGGCAGGAGCUGAUGAGAGACGUCGCUUCAGCGACGCCGACGAGGACAUGGCGGCCGACUCUAGCGCCCUCAAGCGACAGCUGGAGGACUUGCUUCGCGAGAACGAGGCUCUCCGGGUCAAACUGGAGACCUUCGAGGAACUCAACGCGUUGUACCCAGCAGCGGGCGACACCAAAGCCCAACCCGAGGAUGGAGGUGCGGAGGACCCGCGGGCCCAACGCAUGAAGACCGAGACGGUCAUUGCCUCCCUCAAGCGACGCCUGGUGGAAUCCGAGUUCGAGAACCGAAGCCUUCAGCUGGAGACGGAGAGCCUGCGCAAGCUCAGUGAGAUCGCCGGCGCAAAGGAGCACGGGAAGGGGAAAGUGAAGGGUGCCGAGCACAAACUGCGCUCGCAGAUCGCGCUGCUGAAGACAGAAGCCGACUCGAUGAGGAGGAAGCUCGUGGGUCUAGAGGAGCUGAACGACCGUCUAGAGGAAGCCGCAGAGAGGGCCCUCACGGAGAAAGUAGCCGCCGAGAAAGCACUGACGGCCUCCGAGAAAGAACGCAAACCCGAGCCGGUCACCAGGCAGGAGUCCACGUCAUCGACCGCGUCAGAGGUGGACAACGAACGGCUACAGGUCUUACAAAGUCAGAUCGGGACGCUACAAGAGGAACUAGGGGACCUACUUCUUGUCAUCAAGAGCAAAGAAGUCACACAGGAACAGCAGGAGAAAGAGCUCCAGCAAGUCCGCCAAGAGGCUGAGGAGCUGCGCGCCGACAACGUCAACCUCAAAGAGAACCUCAAGCAGCGCCUCAGCAGCCUCAGCACCGACAAGGACAUCCUGGAGCAGCGCCUCAGCAUCUCCGAGGAGCGGUCCGAGCAACUGGUGGAGGACCUCAGGCGCGCCUGCGCGCUGGUCGAGCCGGGACGAGAUGAGGUUGGAAGAGAGGUUCAAGAGUUUCAGAGGAGCGAGGUCGCAUCCGAUGAUGUGUUUGAGGAACAAGAGGUUAAGACCGAGGUCAAGGUCAACUUUGAGAAAUGUCUUAAGGACCGCAUUGCGCACCUUGAGUCACAGCUCGCCGAGGAGCGGCAGAGGCGCCGGGUCGCUGAGAAGAAAGCCGAGAUGCUGAACGGGGGGUCAACCUCGUCUGGGGUCGACGCCGAGGGCGGGCUUCAGGUCAGCCAGUCCGAGGACGCGGCCUACAAGGAGCGGGAGAAGGAGCUGCUUCGAUUUGAGUUGACCGAAUGUCAUCUAGCUAUCGAUGAUCUGACCACUGAGCUCGCGCAGGAGAAGGAAAGCUUCGCCCAGGAGAAGACAGACAUGGAACGCCGCUUAGCCGAGUACGCUAAGAAAUUCACCUCCCCCAUCCCUCCCGUCUCACCUCCACCACAACCACCAACACCACCACCAUCACCACUUCCUCCACCCGCCGCACCAUCCCCACCACAGACUCUGGACGAGAAGGACCGUGCGGAGAAGCGCUCCGUCUUCGAGCGGGAGAGCGCCGACCUGCAGAAGAAGAUGGAGACGAUGGCCUGGCGGAGGGAGAAGGCGGAGCUGUCGAAGAGGCUGGACGAGCUCAAACGGAAGAUGGAGGACCUGCAGACCCGACCUGACGUAGCGGCCUCCGCGGCGGCUGGAAAAGAGGAACCGAAGCCGGAGUCGCCUGGCCGACCGGACGCCGAAAAGGCCGAACUCAAGAGGAUCCUUGGUAAAUUGGAGACAGAGGUGGAGAUCCUGGAUGGCGAAUGCUGGAAAUAUCGCGAACUGGCUGAGGAGAUGCAGGCUAAGAUGAAAGUGAUGACAGCACAGACCGAGGAACUGAAAGCCUCCAACGACAUCCUGAACCAGGAGCGAUCUGUGCUCCACAACAAGAUCUCCACGAUCCAGCAAGAGCGAACCGAGGUGGACAUCCGCCUGAAGAAAGAGCGCGAGGCCUGGGGAAAAGAGAGGAGCCAGCUGGUGGCCCGACAGGACGCGCAGCAGCAGGAGAACGCCAGAAAACUUAGUGACAUACAGCACGAAUUCGGCCAGUUCCAACUCGAGAAGCGGACUCUACAAGAAAGAACAGUAGAACUGGAAACUUACAUGAAAACCUUGAAAGACAACGAGAAAGACCGCGAAGAGAAACUCCGAGAAGCCGAAACCCGACUCGAGCACCUGCAGGCUUCCUACCGGGCCCAAAUGGCCAAACUCACGGAGGUACACGAGCAGCAGCUCAACCUCACCUCCUCCGAGGGCCGGCUGGAGUUGGACGAGAAGGAUGUAGAGUUGCGCAGCAAGAACCGGCAACUGGAAGAGGUCCUGGCCAAAGUGGAGCUCAUGGAGCAAGAACUGGAGCAGAGUAGGGGCACCAUACACGCCAUGGACGCGCAGCUUCGCUUGCAGGAGGACUCGCGCAGCAAAGAGAAGGCUGAACUCAUCAAGAGCGCCCGCAAUGGCGAGGAUGAGCUCCGAACUGAGAACACCAGGUUGGCCAACGAGAUGCGAGAACUGAAGACCAAGCUGGCCAGCCGGGAGAAGGAUUGGAAAGCAGAACGCAGCGAGCUGCAGGAAGCCCUGGAGAAGCUCAAGUCCAGCCUGAAAGCCAGAGACGCGUCGUGGGAGGGCGACCGCUCCAAACUUGUCGCCAACAUCAAGUCUCUCCAGACCUCCUUGAUGACUCGGGAAGACGCCUGGAAGGCGGAGAAGUCGGAGUUUGUCAACAACAUCACCGAUCUGAGAGGGAAGCUACGCGAGGCUCAGACCAGCUCUGAGAAGAGAACCAAUGAGCUGAUGUCGAGAAUAGAGGCAGCCACGGAGCUGGUGGAGACGCAUAAAGUCAGCGAGGCCAAGUUCAAAGAUGAGAGAAGACGUCUGCUCAAACAGAUUGAAGACAAGGAGAGUGACUUGAAGAAUCAGUCCAAAGAGAUAGAGCGCCUCCAACGUCUGCUGGACAACCAGUCGCGCCGCAUCGAGAACGCCCGACUGGAGAUCCACUCUCAGUACCAGCGGGACGAGAAGAUCUGGAAAGCCGAGAUCGCCGCCAGCCGCUUCAAGCUGGAGGCGGAGUCUAAGUACUUCAAGGAGGAGCUGGCGCGGCUGCAGACGCGGCUGGAGAGCGAGACUAAGGAGAAGGUGGACGCGAAGCGGGAUCUGGAAGCGGCGCAGAAGGAAUCGAAAGAGCAGAAAGCGAUCGCUGAAAGCUCUGUGGAAGAUAAGAUGGCAGCGAGACAAACGGCUGAGAAGGAAUCUCUAUCGGCCAAGAGGUCCAAGCAGCUAGCGGACGAGCUCCAGCGAGACAGGCGGGAGUUGAGCGGCCAGUUGGCCGCCGAGCGAGAGCGCUGCGACGCGCUGCAGAGGAGCUACGCCAACGAGAAAGCCUCCUGGGACGUCAAGAAGAACGAACUCAUGGCUAAGAUAGGAAAGCUUGAGCAGCAGACUAAACUAAAGAAGGUCAAACUGGAAGAGCUCCAGGUGCGGCUCCAGGCCGCGUGGGACAUCGAGCGGGCUGACAACCGACGACUGGUGGCCGAGGCUAACCAGAACUCUCUGGAGACGCGGAGGCAGGCUGACGCGCGUCAGGGCAAGAUGAAGAGGGAGCUGGACAUGGCCAAGGAGAGGUUCGCUAAGGAGAAGAAGGAAUGGGAGGAGGAUAAGCAGCAACUCUCAGACUCCAUCAAAGAGCUUGAGGAGCAGAUGGAGACGAUGAAGGACAUGCAGAAGCGAAGCAGCCAAUUGGAGCAGCGCUACCAGCGAGACCGAGACCUGUGGCGAAGCGAGAGGGCAGACCUGCAAAAACGACUGCAGGGGAGUCUAACCUCACGGAGACUGGAACACAAUAGGAUCGAGACAAUGAUACAGGAGCUGCAAAAGUUACGAAUGAGUGAUGCUUCUACGAAUCAGACAUCUAGUAAAACUGAUGCGCCUUCCAGCCCAAGCCGAUCGUAUGCAGCAGAGCCGCCCACUAAAGGGUUUCAAGAGAUGACGAUUAAAGAAACCAAAAUGUCCAGCGAGAAGGCCGCCCCGCCCAAAACGGAAAAGAGCGACCUCGUGCGUCGGAUGCAAGAAAAGGUGCCAGAGCAUGCUGGGAAGGAUGAGCUUGCCCAUGCGCAAGAAGUGCCUGACGUCAUCAAAGCAUCCGAUAGCAUGUCGGCUAAGAACGCAUUUGACGAGGUGGCUGCAUCGGAGAAAGAUUACAGGUCCAAGUCACAUUCAGACGUUGCCAAAGCAGCCUCCGUGGUCAAAUACUCCAAACCCGUCUGCCAGCGAGCCAAACAGUAUGAGGACACCACCACCGAAACCUCUUCCAUUCAGAUCAUCACCACGGAGCGGCCGCCUCUUGAGGGCGGUAAACGCGACCCCCGUUCCCACACGCGCAGCGCGGAGAUCCUGACGUCAUCAUCGCCCAAACCGAUCAGGAAACAUUCGCCCGAGAAACAACCCAGGGCGCAGACUCCGGAACCGAAGACGUCAUCGGUGCGCGUGCAGCUCUCCCAGCGGAUGUGUUCUACCCCUGUCCCAUCCGAUCAACGGACUGUGAAGGACGAGGAUAGUAAAAGUAGUGAGCACGGAAGCAACAGUAACAGUAACUCGAACUCGGCGUCCUCGUCACCGGCGCUGAGUGACAAGCAACGGGACUCACUACCGGGGAAGCUCACCGCCAAGCCGGUGCUGACCAAGUUCGGUCGGUUCGACGGCCAGGGACUACUCCGGGAAACCGACCGGAAAUCCUCGCCCGUGGCCUCGGAUUCCGAGGUGAGAUUCGAGACGGACCUGGAGAAACGCAUGGCCGAGAUGGACAGGAGCCGGGUGACGUCCACGAAGAAGAUGUUUGAGCAGAACCUGGCGCGGGGCGCCGGGACUCUGCCCAGCCGCGCUCUGUCGCCGAGGCGAGAUCCCGACAAUGUCUCAGAUAACGACAGCGAUCGUGAGCGUCACACAGACACUGAACUGUACACACGUUGCAGCCCAUCGACAUCGGAGCAGGACAUCACCAAGCAAUCCCUUCUUAAAGACAGUGCGCCCCCUCCAGCCGCGGCUCUGAAGGGCGUAGGGGCAAGUGCUCCGUGUGGCCUUGAUUCCCAAAGUGCUAGGAACACUUCUACCUCCAAAACAAGUGAGCAUGCGAAGAGUCAGCAGCUUAUAUCCCCCAGUGCUUCCAAACCAAACAGUAAUACGGCCCCGGUGAAAGCCGCUAGCUCAGUCCCGGGUAUCAAGGGCCCCAGCCCCGGUGGCUCGCCCAGACUGCCCCGCUCAGUGUCCAGCUACCCCUGUGCACCACCGGGCUUCCUGCUACCAAAGAAAAUGAACGAGGUCCACGCCACGACCAAGCGGUCCGAGAGCGUUCCCGUCCCGGCCCAGUCUCCCCCGCCCACCUGGAGGCACUCUUCUGCCUCGGGGAAGAAUUUCAACAUCCCCUUGCCACCUUACCAGUUGACGGCUUUGCAGAACGCUGAGCCUCUUUCAGUCCUGCCAGGUCAGUUGCCGCGGACUAAGAGCCAAAUGCAAGCCAAGACCAGACCGGUGUCUGAGGUGCAACAGCUGCAUCACCUGAGCCAUCACACGAGUGAAUCAGAGUCCCCAACGUCAAGACGUAAGAGGAUCUCGCCUCGCUCGGCCAGAGCCAACUUCUUCUCGGAUCUCCCCCCGAGUCUGCUCAUGCAACAGCAACACAUCGUCAAAUCUACUCCGGACAGCAACACCACCGCCCGUGAACCCAACAAUAACAAUAACAACCCCUGCCAUCGGCCGUCGCAACUCGGUGUCUCGGUGACUAAUAACAACGAGACGGUUGGUGGCGCUACAGCCAGUCAGUCUAGUCCCCAGACUCACUGCCCACCCUCUAAGAGCUCCCUGUGGAGCGCUGCACCUGCUGUGUCACUCCCCCAGCACCACUCUCACAUUAAAACUGAGGAGCACAGUCACAAAGUGAUUGAGACUCAAGUGACAAGCUCCAAGCGUCCAUCAGCUGCCGUCUCCCCAACACGGAGACUAACCACCUCUCCAGACUCGGGAUCCCCACACAACAAAAAAUCUAUCGUGUCCAAGCACAAGAAACGACCCAAGUCCAGUGACUCUUCCCAUGGUGCACCUGCGCGAUCCGUGACCUUUGCCCCGCCGACCAGUCCCUCCAGUCCCACCAGCCCGCUGAAGCCAAACGCUACCCGCGUCACCGUGGUAUCGUCCAAGAAAACCGUGAACACGGUGGAGACGUGCCGCGUGGUGAGCUCUUCCACUAGUGAUAAAGGGGCAGCUGAUGCUGCAAAAACCACGGUUGAAAAACCGCAGGGGAAGACAGGCCAGGAGCCUCCCCUGAAACCGGCCCCUACAGCCUCGCUAGACGAAAUGCUCCCCGGCCAAGUCGGCAACGCACCGGCCCUGACCGCUCUCUUCCCCCGGCCCUCUCCGAGCACCGGCCGCCGCUUGCCGGCGCGCUGGCUGGCCAGCAAACGCCUGAAGACCAACGCGGAGCCCCCGGCGCCGUUCUACCCGGACCGCCUUCCCUCGGGGUCCUCCGUCUCCGACUGCGACUUGGCAACGGAGCAAGACAAUUACUCGGUGUUUUCAACGGAGGAUGGGAAGUUUAAGAGGAAACGGUCCGGCGUUGAGACAACAGUCUGAAUUACAGAUUUUGUUUUUAUUAAAACCGAAAAGAUAAUGCGUUCAAACCAUUCUCCUAUCUUGAUGAUCGUUUCUCUGUAUAGGUUUGGAAUUGGCCAUAUUGAACGAGUGGGGACGCUGUAGCAGUGUAACGACAUUCUUUGUAAAAAAAAGAAGAAGGAAAUGUCAGGUUUAUUGAAGUUUACUUUACUUCAUCUACAAAAAUUAGAGAAUGCAAUGUCCGUUUGUACCAUAAAAAAUGGAGUCGUUAACAGCGCCCUCAUCCGAUAAAAAAUGUGGAAAUAAUUACAGACUAGACUGGUUCCUGCUCCCUUGCAUUCGAAGUCAGAAUCGAUGAUGGAGGGACUGGGAACCAGUCUAUGCUAUAAACUUUAUUCAGUUCUGAGCUAACCACAA
Patiria miniata (bat star) is the source of this 7521-nucleotide messenger RNA. Its product is annotated as cytadherence high molecular weight protein 2-like. The transcript has 22 exons. Bases 1 to 7125 code for a protein of 2374 amino acids. NCBI's taxonomy places the organism in Eukaryota, Metazoa, Echinodermata, Asteroidea, Valvatida, Asterinidae. Gene Ontology annotation, biological process: regulation of autophagy. The record is from RefSeq and is a predicted model, not a curated record.